Messenger RNA from Rubroshorea leprosula, 1692 nucleotides. NCBI's taxonomy places the organism in Eukaryota, Viridiplantae, Streptophyta, Magnoliopsida, Malvales, Dipterocarpaceae. The record is from the annotation of a GenBank genome assembly.
GAUCAUUCUUGAUUCCUUCGGCCCCUUAAUUUCCAAUAUCUUUCCCCUUCUCUCCCACUCUUUUGGAUCCCCCAAUCAUUCUUGAUUCUUUCUGAUCCCAAGAAAAACUCUGAAAUACCCAUAAAAAAUUCGUCCAAGAGAAACAAAAUGGCAAGAGAAAGAUUAGACCUUUACCUUCCCUUGGUACCGUUCUUUCUUGUGUUGUUUUUUGUGGUAAGCGAUGCAAAGAGAACAUCCACUUCUGUUGGAGUGAACUGGGGAACACUGGCAACGAACCAGCUUCCCGCAGAGAGAAUAGUAAAGAUGCUAAAGGAUAAUGGGUUCAAGAAGCUCAAGCUUUUUGAGGCCGACGAGAAGAUCUUGGCAGCUCUUAUUGGGACUGAUAUUGAGGUGAUGCUUGGAAUACCCAACUACUUCUUGAAGGAAUUCGCUAAUAAACCUGAGGCUGCUGCUGCUUGGGUAGACAGCAAUGUCACUGGUUGGUUCUAUGAUGGUGGUGUCAAAAUCAAGUACGUUGCUGUAGGAAAUGAGCCGUUCCUCAAGGAAUACAAUGGAAUCUAUCUGGAAUCCACAUUACCGGCACUGAGAAAUGUACAGAGAGCCAUUAACGAUGCGAGUCUUGCGCAAAAGGUCAAGGCCACAGUCCCCUUCAAUGCAGACGUUUAUGAAUCACCGGGCGUAAACGCCUUGCCCUCAGCCGGUGACUUCCGGUCGGAUGUCAAAGACGCUGCCAUUGAAAUAAUCCAGUAUUUGUCUCUCCACGAUUCCCCUUUCACCGUCAAUAUCUACCCUUUCCUCAGUCUCCAAGGAAACGAUCAUUUUCCUAUUGAGUUUGCUUUCUUUGAUGGCGAAAGCACACCGAUUAAGGACGGUGACCGGAUUUACACGAACGUGUUUGACGCGAACCUGGACACUCUGGUUGCGGCCCUGGACAAAAACGGAUUCUCCGAUGUGACGAUUAUCAUCGGAGAAGUUGGUUGGCCGACAGAUGGAGACAAAAACGCGAACACCCAGAAUGCAAGGAGAUUCAACCAGGGUUUGCUCAAACAUGCUAUGAGCGGGAACGGCACCCCAGCUCGGAAUGGCUCAAUCAACGUCUACCUCUUUAGCCUAAUCGACGAGAACGCCAAGGAUAUUAGUCCCGGAACCUUCGAGAGGCAUUGGGGAAUCUUUGAGUUCGACGGAAAACCCAAAUACGAACUGGAUUUAACCGGAAAGAAUGGAAACAAAGGUCUAGCUGCGGUGGAGGGGGUGAGGUAUCUGAGCAAGAAAUGGUGCGUUUUCAACCCAGACGCGACUGACCUCGAGGAUUUACCAGAUAGCAUCAGUUAUGCCUGCGCUCACUCCGAUUGCACUGCGUUGGGCUACGGCUCCUCCUGCAAUCACCUGAGCUCCGAGGGAAAUGCCUCGUAUGCCUUCAACAUGUACUAUCAAGUGAAUAACCAGAACGAUGGGAACUGUGAUUUCACUGGGUUGGCGACUGUGACGGGUGAGGACCCGUCGGACAAGGGUUGCCAGUUUCCGGUGAUGAUAUCUGACGGUUCUCCGGGGAUCCUGCGUCGAGGAGCUUUGGGUGUUCUUCUGAGGAUAGUUGGGGGAUGUUUCGUGUUUUUGCUUCUGUGUCUUAACUAACGAUUGCAUUUUUUUUUCUUUUUUAAAUCUUCUACUCGUAAUUCCGAAAAUUUUUAGUAA